Clunio marinus is the source of this 711-nucleotide messenger RNA. Lineage: Eukaryota; Metazoa; Arthropoda; Insecta; Diptera; Chironomidae. The record is from the annotation of a GenBank genome assembly.
AUGUCAGAAGAAAGUUUAAAAGCUCACAGUUGUCGGUAUAAUAAAUUAAUUUGCGAUAUUUGUGGUAAAAGAUGCCACGACCGAUGCGGUCUUGCUAUUCACAUAGACACGCACAGAAAAUAUAGAACAAAAGACUAUCAUUGCGAUAUUUGUAAAACUUCUUUCUAUAACCUAUCUGGGUUUCAAGGACAUAGAACAAGAUAUCAUGAAGAAAGAAAGUUUUCAUGUCCAUCAUGUCGAAAAACAUUCAAAUUGGAACAAAAAUUUAAAUCCCACGUUUGUAAAAUUUCCAAUUUUGCAUGUGAUAUUUGUGGUAUGAGAUUCAACAACCGAUACUGCCUUGCUAAACAUAUAGACAGGCACAGAAAAUAUAGGACAAAAGACUAUCAUUGCGAUAUUUGUAAAACUUCUUUCUAUAACAAAGCUGGGUUACGAAUUCAUAGAACAAAAUAUCAUGAAGAAAGAAAGUUUUCAUGUACAUCAUGCCGAAAAUCAUUCAUUUUGGAACGAAUAUUUCAAUCCCAUGAUUGUAGCACAUAUAUCUGCGAUAAUUGUGGUAAAAUAUUCUACCGUCGAGCGUAUCUCAUUGAUCACAUGAUGAAACAUAGGAAAUAUAGGACAAGAAAUUUUAAAUGCAACAAGUGUGAAAAAAGCUACUUCCAUAGACGAGAUAUGAGAAAGCAUAUACGUCAAAAUCAUGGAGAAAAAUAA